Messenger RNA from Agrilus planipennis (emerald ash borer), 2079 nucleotides. Its product is annotated as coagulation factor X. Gene Ontology annotation, molecular function: serine-type endopeptidase activity. Gene Ontology annotation, biological process: proteolysis. Bases 55 to 1395 code for a protein of 446 amino acids. The record is from RefSeq and is a predicted model, not a curated record. Lineage: Eukaryota; Metazoa; Arthropoda; Insecta; Coleoptera; Buprestidae. The transcript has 5 exons.
UUAUUUCGUUUUUUGCAGAUAGAGGCCAACGUGCUACGGAUAUUGGCACAAAACAUGUCCCUUGGCUUGGAAAACGACCGGGAGUAUCAUCAUAACUCUUCCGUUUCAACUAAAAAUAAUAAGGUCGCGACUAGUUUCGGCUACAGAAAUGGAUCGCACCAUGCGUCGCAUGGAAUGCCGUUGUACUCGAAAUGGUCUUCAUGGUCCAGGUGCGAAAAGUGCAUACAAAGAAGAAUUAAGGACUGCAUCAGUCCGAAAUGCAGCACUUCCAGGAUUUACGAAGAGCGGGUAUGCAAACGGAAGAGGUGCAAGAGGAAAUCCAGACACAAACCAGAACGAAAUGAACUUCACAUAGUACAAAUGGAGAAUAAACCGGAAGCUAAAACAACGCGUUCUCGAAUUUGGAGUAAAUGGUCAGAAUGGAGUUCAUGCUCGUCAAAAUGCAGAACAUCGAGAUAUAGAGUGUGCAAACAAUUAAUUAAAUGUAAAAGGAAAACCCAAAGGCAAAAGGCUUUCUGCUACCAUGAAGGUACCGACUGCCAACAGCAUGUCCUUAAUUUGGUCUACGAAAAACGACGAAGCAUAACUGAUGCUAACAGGUACAAAUACACUGGUGAAGAUUUCAUGAUCGAUGAAGAAACCGACGUCAGAGCGACAGAAUGUGGAAAACCUUUUAAGAAGAUGAAAAUGCUGAAGAUAAUUGGAGGUUUUGAAUCUAAGAAGAACAAAUGGCCUUGGCAUAUAGCUGUAAUGAACAAAUACUUGGAAGUGUUUUGUUCGGGCACGCUGGUUGCACCGCGUUGGGUGUUGACCGCGGGCCAUUGCAUUCGAAGUUACUUGCGUGUCCGUCUCAACGAGCACGAUCUAAGCUACUUCGACGGUCGCGAAGUGGAAAUGCCAGUGCAAAAGGUCUUCCUCCAUCCGCGGUUCAACCACCAAACGGUGGACAACGACAUUGCUCUUCUACGUCUACCGCGACCCGCCAGACUGCCCGUUGCGUGCAUGCCAGAUAGCAGACCGGUGACGAAAGAACUUUGCCAUAUCAUGGGCUGGGGCAAGGUGAAGGCUUCCGACGAAUAUGGUACUUCUGUACUGCACGAAGCUAAGGUACCAAUUGUGAGUUUUGAAACGUGCAAAAAUUCAUAUAAACGGUACCUAAUUACAAAAAAUAUGUUUUGCGCUGGUUGGCAAUCGGGGGCUGCUGAUACUUGUGCAGGAGACAGCGGCGGCGGUCUUGUAUGUCCUAUGGGCAAUGCCAGCCUAAAAAAGGGUUUCGCGGUUCAGGGAAUAACCAGCUUUGGAGACGGAUGCGGACGAAAGAAUAAAUAUGGUAUUUACACGAUGGUCUACAAUUAUUUGCCAUGGAUCAAUUAUAUUAUUGAUACGUACUCGUGAUAGUAGAUUUUAUGUUUUUUUAUGGAAAGAUCUCUAGAAGAGCUGUACUACAGUUUUUGUAGUUUUGCUACAGAGUAGAAUUAAUUAACUGCCAGAAAUACACCAAUACGAAAGAAAAAUAUUUAGAAAGAAGUUUAUAAGUAUGUGUAGAGAAUAAUGAGAGCGCACCAGUGAUUAGUUACAGCUUUUUUUUAUCUAAAAAGACAUUUUUAUAUUAAGUAAAUUACACAGAAUUUUCUUCCUUCACUGCGAAAUGUUGUACGGAAUACUAGAAAUUCCAACAAGUGUUACAAUAUUAUCUGGAAUAAUAAAAAUCAUUUCUGUAUUUAUUUUUAAUCACAACUAGUACUUAAGAAUUUUUAAUUUAAUAAUUGUAUUCUUUUUUUCUAUUGGUCACCCUGUUUAAGACUGUAAAUGUAAUUGUAACUGUGUGAUUUUUUUAGUUUGUUAAAGUACGCAUUAAAUAAAACUAAUUUAUUUACUUCAGAAAGAUGUAUUUGUACCUACAUUCUCUUAAUUUACAUCAAUCGUAUGUUAAUAAUUUUAUUAUCAAGGAACUUUUUGUAAUUUCUUAGUUUAUUUACUUUUUAAUUUAAUAAUUUAUUAAUUGCCUUUAGUAAUUUUUAAUUUGUUUUAUUCAGACCUUUCCAACAAAAAUACGGAUAUUUGAUGACGCUUUGGGCU